Molecule: messenger RNA, 1022 nt
Organism: Onychostoma macrolepis
Lineage: Eukaryota; Metazoa; Chordata; Actinopteri; Cypriniformes; Cyprinidae
Product: myosin heavy chain, fast skeletal muscle-like
Exons: 6
Coding region: 105-1022 (305 amino acids)
Cellular component (GO): myosin complex
Source: RefSeq, a predicted model, not a curated record
AGGGCACCCUGGAGCAUGAGGAGUCCAGGAUUCUCCGUGUCCAGCUUGAGCUAAACCAGGUCAAGGGUGAGAUUGACAGGAAGCUUGCAGAGAAGGAUGAGGAAAUGGAGCAGAUCAAGAGGAACAGCCAGAGAGUCAUUGAAUCCAUGCAGAGCACUCUGGACUCUGAGGUCAGGAGCAGGAAUGAUGCCCUGAGAAUCAAGAAGAAGAUGGAGGGAGACCUUAAUGAGAUGGAGAUUCAGCUGAGCCACGCCAAUCGCCAAGCUUCUGAGGCCCAGAAACAGCUCAGGAACGUUCAGGGACAACUCAAGGAUGCCCAGCUGCACCUUGAUGAUGCUCUGAGAGGACAGGAAGACAUGAAGGAGCAGGUGGCAAUGGUGGAGCGCAGAAACACUCUGAUGCAAGCUGAGAUUGAGGAGCUGAGAGCUGCUCUGGAGCAGACAGAGAGAGGCCGCAAAGUGGCUGAACAAGAGCUGGUGGACACCAGUGAACGUGUUGGGCUGCUUCACUCUCAGAACACAAGUCUCCUGAACACCAAGAAGAAGCUUGAGUCUGACCUUGUUCAGAUCCAGAGUGAAGUUGACGACACUGUACAGGAAGCCAGAAACGCAGAGGAGAAGGCCAAGAAAGCCAUCACUGAUGCUGCAAUGAUGGCAGAAGAACUCAAGAAGGAGCAGGACACCAGUGCUCACCUUGAGAGGAUGAAGAAGAAUCUGGAGGUCACAGUGAAGGACCUGCAGCACCGUCUGGAUGAGGCUGAGAAUCUGGCCAUGAAGGGAGGAAAGAAACAACUUCAGAAGUUGGAGAGCAGGGUUCGUGAGCUUGAGGCUGAAGUUGAAGCAGAACAGAGACGUGGAGUUGAUGCUGUUAAGGGUGUCCGCAAAUAUGAGAGGAGAGUGAAAGAGCUGUCUUAUCAGACUGAGGAGGAUAAGAAGAACAUCAACAGACUUCAGGAUCUGGUUGAUAAGCUGCAGUUGAAGGUCAAAGCCUACAAGAGGCAGGCUGAGGAGGCGGUAUGUUAA